AUGGCUUCUUCAAGAUACGUCCUCUUCCUCAUAACUCUCUCUCUCUUCCUGUUCACUUGUGCUGCCCAACACACCAUAUGUCCCUUCCAAUCCAUAUACCAGUUCGGCGAUUCAAUCUCCGACACCGGCAACCUCAUCCGCAAAGGCCCCGUGGCCGCAAGAUCCUAUGCUGCCCGUCCUCCUUACGGCCACAGUCACGGUGUCAACUUUGCAGUAGCAGGAAGCACAGCCCUCGACGGUGCUUUCUUCGCCACCAGAAACAUCCACACUCCAACUUCGGAUAGUCCACUGAGUCUUCAGCUAAACUGGUUCAGAACCCAUCUCAAUUCUCUGUGUCACACACCACAAGAAUGCGCAGCAAGGCUUAGGAGGUCACUAAUCCUAAUGGGUGAGAUAGGUGGCAAUGACUAUAACUAUGCAUUCUUCCAAAACAAACCCAUUCACGAGAUUCGAACCUACGUGCCACACGUGGUGGGCACCAUCGUCAACUCGGUCAGAGAAGUGAUACGCCUCGGUGCCGUACGGGUUGUGGUCCCGGGAAACUUCCCGGUCGGUUGCAUUCCCAUAUACUUGUCAUCUUUUCCGAGUAGUGACCCUAGAGCUUAUGAUGACAUGGGUUGCUUGAGUGGCCUAAAUGAGUUUGCCUUGUUUCACAAUAACUAUCUUCAGCAUGCUCUGGCCUUGCUUAGGACUGAAUUUCCUAAUGUUGUCAUACUCUAUGCUGACUAUUACUCGGCCUUCCAGUCCGUUCUUCGCCGCGCGCCGUAUCUGGGAUUUGAUCGGAGAUCAUUGUUGAGAGCUUGCUGUGGAGUUGGAGGAUUGUAUAACUAUGAUGGGAGUAGGAUGUGUGGUACUCCCGGCGUGCCGGUUUGCCCUAAUCCUGCUGAACAUAUACAUUGGGAUGGUGUGCAUCUAACACAGGAGGCUUAUAGGCACAUGUCUCAGAUUCUCAUUAGUGAUAUUCUAUCUAGAAUCCAGUGCGUAUGGUAG
Molecule: messenger RNA, 990 nt
Organism: Cornus florida
Lineage: Eukaryota; Viridiplantae; Streptophyta; Magnoliopsida; Cornales; Cornaceae
Product: GDSL esterase/lipase At5g03980
Exons: 2
Coding region: 1-990 (329 amino acids)
Molecular function (GO): hydrolase activity, acting on ester bonds
Source: RefSeq, a predicted model, not a curated record